AUGGAUGCCAUUAUCGAGCAGAUAAAGUCAUUAGCCAAAGAUGCAGAUGACAUAACCCGAAAAACAAUCAUUGAUCAGCUCCGCGAGGUUUUCAUAUCUCUUGAGACUGCCCAAGAUGCUAUGCAGCGGAUAUCCUAUUCACACCUUCAAUCAAUCCUUGUUCGCGUGGGCUGUGACCUGAAACUUUUCGACCUUCUCACAGAGAGCAAAGAGCCUGUCACCGUGGACCAGCUAGCUAAGAAGACAGGGGCAGCCCCGAUACUCCUUGGACGGAUUCUUCGCUACUUGGCAUCCGUGGGAACGGUGAAAGAGACUGGAAAAGACACUUUUGCUGCCAACAACAUUACUAUUUACCUGACUAACCCCGGCAUUCAGAGUGCCGUUUACCAUAAUGUUGACACCCUCGGCCCGGCCAUGGCUGUGCUGCCAGAUUUCCUUGCAGAAAUCAAGUAUCAGGACUUCACGGAUUCAUCCAACACGCCUAUGAACAAGGCAUGGAAAACGGACCUUCCCCCAUUUCUCUGGCUGCAAACAAAACCAGAAAACCAUGCGCAUUUCAACCGCUUCAUGGAGGCGCAGCAUCAGGGCAUGCGUCAAUGGUUGGAUGUUUACCCUAUUGAAGAACGGUUUCAGAAUAUGGGACCAGAGCAGGUCGCAUUCGUCGAUGUCGGCGGUGGCAUCGGGCAUCAAGCCAUUGCGCUGCGCCAGCGUCUGCCUCAUCUCAAGAACAGGAUUAUUGUUCAGGAUGUGGAGGCGGUCAUCGCCCACGCUAUUCCGCAUGAAGGUGUAGAAGCCACGGCUUAUGACUUCUACCAACCGCAGGCCGUCCAAGGCGCCCGAGUGUAUUAUUUUCGAAACAUCAUGCACGAUUAUUCCGACGACAAAGCAAUCUUGAUCCUAAAAAACACGAUCGCAGCUCUCGGACACGAUUCCGUGAUUCUCAUCGACGACAUGGUUCUUCCAGACUCUGGCGUCCACCGGCACGCGACUCAGGUUGAUCUGACCAUGAUGGCGGUGAUGGCCUCGCGCGAACGCACGGCACAAGCAUGGUAUGAGCUGAUGGAGAAGGCCGGGCUCAAAAUACAGUGUAUUUAUACGUACACGCAGAGUUUACGCGAUAGUAUUUUGGAAUGUGUCCCCGUCCGAGCAAUGUAG
Messenger RNA from Talaromyces rugulosus, 1155 nucleotides. RefSeq lists its product as uncharacterized. The record is from RefSeq and is a predicted model, not a curated record. Bases 1 to 1155 code for a protein of 384 amino acids. Gene Ontology annotation, molecular function: O-methyltransferase activity. NCBI's taxonomy places the organism in Eukaryota, Fungi, Ascomycota, Eurotiomycetes, Eurotiales, Trichocomaceae. The transcript has 5 exons.